This is a messenger RNA of Lachnellula hyalina, 1329 nucleotides long. RefSeq lists its product as uncharacterized. Lineage: Eukaryota; Fungi; Ascomycota; Leotiomycetes; Helotiales; Lachnaceae. Bases 1 to 1329 code for a protein of 442 amino acids. The record is from RefSeq and is a predicted model, not a curated record. The transcript is spliced from 2 exons.
AUGGCAACUCUCAGCACUCUUGCAGGCUGGGCUGCGCUCAUCGCAUUCACUGGCGCUUAUUGGUACUAUCACUCGAAUUCAUCAAAGAAUCGGCGAUUGCCAGCCGUGAAAGGGGCAAACAAGCAGGUCGAAUCUCGCAACCCAAAAGUCAAGAAGCCCAAACAAGAAGGGGGGCUCAGCAGUGGCGACCAAGAGGUCAAGUCAGGUGUGAAGAGCCAGAAGAAGAAGACGCAAGUCUCCAAGGUUGAGCGGGAAGUCGAGAGCAUCCCCAGACCCCAGGCCACCAAGGAUGAUGGCCGGGAUGAUGAGAUUGACAACAAAGAGUUCGCUCGGCAGCUUGCCAGUCUCAAGACGGGGACAAUCAUGGCUCCUAAAUCACAGGCUACAAGCAAACAAAAAUCUGUGAAGCAAUCAAGGGCACAAGAGAAGCUCCCUGUUGAGACGAGCUCAGACAAUGCAACGGCGCCUUCUUCAGCCAAUGGAGGAGAUGCUGAUGACGAUCAAUCACCAUUAAAUUCACCUGAGCUGAGUGCAACAUCAAUGGCUUCAGCAGUCACGAACGGUGAUGUCUCAGAUAUGCUGGAAAAAGCGGCCGCAGGUCCUUCCGUUUUGAAGAUCACAGAGUCCAGCGCUCCUUCACGUCCAAAGAAGGCAAAGCCAGUGACUACUUUCGAAGCAGUCGAGACGAAAAAGCAAAGGCAAAACCGCAAGAAGGCUGAGGCUAAGAAGCUUGCCCGGGAGGAGGAUGAGAAAGAGCGACAAGUUACACUGGAGCAGCAACGCCGGACUGCUAGAAUUGCAGAGGGUAGAGCUGCGAAGGACGGAAGCUCAUUCACUGCGACCAAGGCGCCCACUGAGUCUGCAUGGAUCGCUUCACCUGCCAGCGGAGCUAAUGGGAGCAAAGCUGCCAACACUAGUGUCGACCUCCUCGAUACCUAUGAACCAAGCAAGACGCCAGCUGCUCCCGCCCCAAAGAAGGAGACUACCGUCCCAGCAGAAGCUCUGUAUUCAGAAGGCGAGCUUGCCGGUAGUGACUGGCAAAACAACUUCUCGGCUUUGCCAUCGGAGGAAGAACAAACACGACUGGCGAUGGAAGAGUCUGACAACUGGAAGACGGUCAAGGCGAAGGAAAGGCGAAAGCGCGAGAAGGCAGCCCCCACGGGGCCACAAAGUUCCGGCGAUGAAAGGAACGAUUAUGGUGUUCCUCCUGUCACCGCCCCGUCCGGUCCUGGAAAGAAAUGGGCCACUACACUGGUUCACGUGGAGCCAACUGGAGAUGUUGUUGAGCGAGAAAAGGAGCUCCAAGACUCUGAGUGGGAAGUUGCCUAG